Messenger RNA from Bactrocera tryoni, 1974 nucleotides. RefSeq names its product protein ANTAGONIST OF LIKE HETEROCHROMATIN PROTEIN 1-like. The record is from RefSeq and is a predicted model, not a curated record. NCBI's taxonomy places the organism in Eukaryota, Metazoa, Arthropoda, Insecta, Diptera, Tephritidae. The transcript has 2 exons. Bases 752 to 1927 code for a protein of 391 amino acids.
GUUUUGACAAAAUAUCUCUUAAUGUGAUAAAAUAUUGUCUAAGACUAUAAUUUCUUACCAAAAAUACCUUCUGGUAUAGAGAAUGAUAAGACUCUUUAAUUCCAAAAUUUGCAACCAGUGUUUGUUUAAUUUGCUCCCAUGACAUAUUCUCACCAAUAGUCCUCAUUAUGUCUAAAGCUGGUCCUUAAAUUUUGUUAACAAUUACCCUUGCGAAGAUAUAGUUCCUUGCAUUUUGAUCCUGUACAAGGGGCAAAAGUGUGUCUACCUCUCUGAUGAAUGACGAUAAUGAGAUUGUUCCAUCGCCUCUGAACUCAUUUAUACGUUGUGCAUCCUUCAAAAGUUCUUGUACUGUUGGUUGAUACUCCAUGGUAUUUGAUUUUUUUCUUUUUUUUGCUUAAUUUCAGUGAUUAUUAUAGGUGAAGAAACUUCUCUGUUUUAAUUAUAACUUUUUUUUUUUCAUCAAUAUCACUUUUCCUUCUAGAAUGUAUUAAUAUAAAGUUUAUGAAUCUUUUACUUUCACUUAACCGUAAAUGUCAUUAUUUUAAAUAGUGGGUAUAUAGUUUUGUAAAUUAUAUUUAGGGAGUUCACAAGUCGUACUAUUUGUGGUAUUUGGUCUAUUGCCUAUUAAAUUAUGAUAGUUGUAAAACGAAUCUUGUGAGCGCCCUGUACUAUUUAAUGCACUAUUGCAUGCGCUAUUUCUGCAAUUAAUCAGCUGAUUCAAACAAAACAGAAAAAAUUUAUAAAAAUUAAAAUGCCUAGAAGAAGUGAAAAGAGCAAAUUAAUAGCUGCAAUUUGCGAAAAAUACUUACAAGACAUACUCAUGUUGGAAUUAAGUGAUGACGAUGAGCAGGAAGAAGUGGAUGAACAAUUUAGAGUGAAUAUGCUUAUAUUAUUGAACAAUCGCCGAAGUGCUCACUUAGGAGUUCCUAAGUCGAACCAUUGGGAGCGGAAUGUAUUAAAGCAUUUUGACGAAAACAGAUUUUGCCAAAUGAUGCGCUUAAACCAAACAGAAUUUGCUUACCUUCUAAAUUUAAUUAAAGAUGAUGAUGUGUUUCGAAAUGAUUAUAACGCAGCACAACUUUCGAUCGAUACACAACUUAAGAUCGUCCUUUUUCGAUUAGGAUCAUCAGGUGAAGGACUUUCGGUUCGUAAAUUGGCAUCCUUGUUUGGUAUAGGAGAUGGCGGUACCAUUCAGAUCGUAACCAGGCGAGUUUUUAAUGCUAUUAUUAACUUGAAACAAAGGUUUUUAUACUGGCCCGAUGAAAGGGAGCGAUUAAAGCUUAUUGCAGCAACAGAAAAGGAAAUGCCUGGGUGUGUUGGAUACAUUGAUGGGUCUGAAAUUAAGUUGGCCAAAGCACCUGUGAGGAAUCACGAAAUAUUUUAUUCCCGUAAGCGCCAAUAUUCUGUAAAAAUUCAAGUUAUUUGUGAUCAUCGGCUACGCAUAAGACAACUUACACUUGGUUACCCAGGAAGUGUUCAUGAUGCGAAAAUGUUCUCGGGAUGUUUGCUCUCAAAACAUCCCAAUAGAUUUUUGUCAACCUCGCAAUGGAUAGCUGGAGAUAGUGCAUAUCCAUUAAAGUCAUUUUUAGUAACCCCGUUUCGGCAAAAUAGUACAGAAUAUAGCAGAGAAGAAAGAGAAAAUUUCAAUAAAUACUUUUCCAAAUACCGCGUACGUAUUGAAAAUUGUUUUGGGGCCUUGAAAGAAAAAUUUUCAGGUCUAAAAGAACUCAAGUUCAGAUUGCACACUAUCCAAAACAAGAGAGAGUGUAAUGAGUGGAUAAUGGUCUGUUGUAUUUUGCACAACAUUUUUAUAAAUUUCAACAACGAAUAUCAUGAAAGCAGCGUGGAACCCAGUGUGAAUUUAUUACCAUCAACAAACCUUAGACAUAGUCUACUGAACUUUAUUCAAAACCAUCCUAUUGUUUAACGUUUUUACUUAUAUAAAUAUUCAUUGAAAUAAAAAAAUUAACUUUA